CUAAUUAUUCUUUUCUUAUCCUUAUUGAACAUGUUGCACUGUGCUGAAUUACUUGUUUUAAGAUAAUCUGUAUGUAUUUACUUAUUUCUGACCAUUGUGUUUACUUUAUUUACUGCCUUCAGUCUGCAUGUUUAAUCUGUUAAUAGAUCUUUCCAAGUUCUUAAAAGAUAGUUUCCAUUUUUCCGAUUUGGUGUCUAAGAAGUUUAAUACCCGUAAACAGUUAAACAUAAGUUUGUGUCUGCAAAUGUGUUAUUUCCUGCUGCAGCUUUAAAAUAAACUAAGUUGAUGAGCGUCUAAAUGGCAGCCAUCAAUGUGCUAACCACGUUAUUUCUCUCGUCAUUGUGGGUUAAAACCUCCAGAGCUCUGCUGCUGCUGUUCAACACUUUCUCAUCAAACACUUCCUCAUCAUUUCACAGAAAAACACUUCAGAUGUUUAACUGGGAACAAGCAGGUUUUUUAAGAGUAAAAUACAACCUCACAAAUUUCAGAUGCUGGUCUUCUUCCUCUUUUGAAGACUUCUUGCAUGUCAUCCUCUGUUAUGUCAUUUAAUGGGGCUGAACAAAAUGUCCUCCUGGUGUUACCAUUGAUUUUAGUCAAAGCAUCUUGUUGCUCUUAAUAUGGAUCUUGAUAAUAAUGCAUUAAAAGUAAUAAGCGAUAAUCAAGUCCUAAAUGCUUAAUUAAAUCAACUAGAUGAUUUGACCAAAUAGAGCAAUAAGCUGACCAUCAGUCAGUGUGAGGAAGUGGUGAGUCUCAGGAAGUAGAAGCUGCAUCUGUGUUCAGGAGGCAGUCAGACAGUUCUCAGUGUGACAGCAACAGACGCACAAUGGCUCAACUCAGAUGGAUUCAAGGGUUUUUAUUAAUGAUCCUGCAGCUCACAGGUAGGAAGACAGAAAACAUCUGUAUAGAGUUAUAACUGAUAGAUCUGCUGCAUUCACUGAGUUUGUGUUCAGGUUUAAUAUUUCAGGUCCUGUUUUAUCUUCUAACAGUCUCUGCAAAUAAAACAUCUGUUUUAAUGAGAGCUGGAGAUAAAGUCACAUUGAGAUGUUCUUAAGUGAUCGAUGGUCAACAGAAGUGUAACGGUACUACAUGGAUGUUCGCUGGUUCAGGAAGCAGAGCAGCAGUAGAACUGGUUAAACUGGGUCAGAUUGGUCAGAAUGACAACCAUCUGCUCAUCAUUAACCCUUAAACUCUUUAGAGCUCCUGUUCACAUUCUCACAGAACAUUUCCCUUUUAGUUCUCAGAAAUAAACCCUUCAGUGGUACCAUGAGGAACUAAUGGGUCUGAGAUCAGUUUAACCUCUUAACUACAUCAUGGAGGUGAGAAGAGGAACUGGACAUUCACACCUUUGUCUUCUUCCUCUCUUUAACACCUCAUUGUCAGAAACCUUAAUGUUUACAGUCUGUUGCUGUUCACUCUGAACGUUUUGCUGUUUAAACAGAGAAGACAUUCAUUUUAAAAGUUAUAUUUCUGUAAUCCUUGAACCUUUGGACCAUUCUGUAUAAUCAGUUCAGGUUGCUGUGACCUCUGACAGGACUGACUGCAUUUCCACCAUGUCUAAACUAGAUUAGGUUAAAAAAAACCCUAACCAUCAGUCAGUUUAAGGAAGUUAGGCGACGUCAUGCGAGUCAGAGGAAGUAGAUGCUCCAUUUCUCUACCAGAGUCAGUCACACAGCAGGAGGACUGAGAACAAGAGACGCUCGAUGGCUGAAUUCAGCUGGAUUACAAUGUUUUUCUUACUGAUGCGAACCUUUACAGCAGCAGCAGCUCAACAAAGGUCUGAUGUUGUUGUCAGAGAUGGAGAUGAAGUCACUCUGCCUGCUGAAUGUUUUAGAAACAUGAUGAAAACCUGUGAGAAAACUACCUGGUUAUUCACUGGUCAAAGACAUACAGCAGAAACACUGUUUGAAGAUGGAAAGUUUCAACAAGAUGCCAGAACUAAACCAGACAGACUGAAUGUUACAGCAAACUGUUCUCUGGUUAUAAAGAAGGUCUCAGUGGAGGAUGUUGGUCGUUACAUCUGCAGACAGUUUGAUGCAUCAGAAAAACAACAAGGAUCAGACUCCGAUGUCUAUCUGUCUGUUAUUAACAUUUCUGAACAGAAGAACAGUGAUGAAACCAUCCUGAUCUGCUCUGUGUUGACAUAUGGAGGAUGUUCACACACAGUGAAGUGGCUGUAUGAUAACAAAGAUGCUGAAAAUAUCAAAAUAAAUCCACUUCAGUCUGUCUGUUCAGCCAGUGUGAGCUUCCCAACUUCUCCUCAUGUUUUAACAUCUAAGAGAUCUGAGGUGUUCAGGUGUCAAGUUAAACCUAACAGAGGAGAUAUGAAGGAGUUUACCUUCAGGAUUUCACCUCUGAGAGAUAAACCAGGUACGACACAACCAACUAAAGUGAUGCAAACUUCAACAACAACAACUAAAGCAACAACAACAACGACCACUACAGCAAAACCUACAUCAAAGAUGCCAACAGCAGAACCUGGAAAAAGAACAUCAAUCAAACCCACAACAGGAAGUGGUUUUUCAAACUCUAAAGACGUCUGGAAAACCAUUGCAGCAGCUGAAGUGUAG
This is a messenger RNA of Girardinichthys multiradiatus, 2567 nucleotides long. RefSeq lists its product as uncharacterized. NCBI's taxonomy places the organism in Eukaryota, Metazoa, Chordata, Actinopteri, Cyprinodontiformes, Goodeidae. Gene Ontology annotation, cellular component: external side of plasma membrane; membrane raft. The record is from RefSeq and is a predicted model, not a curated record. The transcript is spliced from 5 exons. Bases 1701 to 2567 code for a protein of 288 amino acids. Gene Ontology annotation, biological process: T cell activation; interleukin-15-mediated signaling pathway; positive regulation of ERK1 and ERK2 cascade. Gene Ontology annotation, molecular function: MHC class II protein binding; protein tyrosine kinase binding.